GCUGGUGGGAGAGUAGGCCGGAGAUGUUGGGCUGUAGGCCGGGCUUGUUGGACUGUAGGCGGGCGACGUCGGGCUGUACGCUGGGCUAGUCGGACUGUACGCCGGGCUGGUGGGGCUGUAGGCCGGACUAGUCGGGCUGUAAGCCGGGCUUGUCGGGCUGUAGGCCGGACUGGUCGGGCUAUAUGCCGGCGAGGUCGGGCUGUAGGCCGGGCUGGUGGGGCUGUACGCCGGGCUGGUGGGAGAGUCGGGCUGUAGGCCGGGCUGGUGGGGCUGUCGGGCUGUAGGCCGGGCUCGUCGGACUGUACGCGGGGCUGGUUGGGCUGUACGCCGGGCU
Ectocarpus sp. CCAP 1310/34 is the source of this 334-nucleotide messenger RNA. The record is from the annotation of a GenBank genome assembly. Lineage: Eukaryota; Phaeophyceae; Ectocarpales; Ectocarpaceae.